Molecule: messenger RNA, 1482 nt
Organism: Penicillium manginii
Lineage: Eukaryota; Fungi; Ascomycota; Eurotiomycetes; Eurotiales; Aspergillaceae
Exons: 6
Coding region: 1-1482 (493 amino acids)
Biological process (GO): transmembrane transport
Cellular component (GO): membrane
Molecular function (GO): transmembrane transporter activity
Source: RefSeq, a predicted model, not a curated record
AUGGGCUUUGCAAAGAACUCUGAAGCAGGGCGGGUGUCUGCUAGUCACCUCGAGGACUUGCAUGAAGUUAAGCUCGAGGCAGGGGAUGCCCCUACUACUCAACAAUGGGAAGAUACAAGAGCCAUGAAUUACCGUAUAGUGAGGAAGUAUGAUAAAUGGGUACUCCCACUCGUCUGGGUCUUGUACAUCACAUCAUAUCUUGACCGAGGUAAUAUCGGCAACGCAAAGACAGCAGGAGCUCAAGAAGACCUCGGGCUGACAACCACUCAAUGGUCCUGGGUUCUUCUCUCAUUUUAUAUCACAUAUACUUGCAUGGAAUGGCUGGUUCUAUGCUGGAAAGUCUUCCCGGCUCAUAUCUAUGUCACAGUUCUUUGUUUUCUUUGGGGAACAGUCGCAAUGUGCUCUGGUCUGGUACAAAAUUUGGCAGGGCUCAUCUCUUGUCGCGUCGCUCUUGGCUUUCUUGAAGCUGGUUUCGGGGCCGGUGUGCCAUAUUAUUUGUCGCUCUGCUAUAGGAGAAGAGAACUUGGGAUGCGUCUUUCUAUUCUUCUAGGAUCGAGUCCAAUUGCAAACUGCAUUUCAGGGGCUUUGGCAUACGGGAUCACUCAAAUAAAGUCUCAUGUCGAGCCAUGGAGACUUAUAUUUCUGAUCGAGGGUGCCCCGGCCGUCAUUAUGGCACCCAUCGUAUGGUUCACAUUGAUGGAUACACCUUCGACGGCAAAGUUUUUCAAUGAGGAAGAACGGACAUUUGCAGUCGAGCGUAUGGAAACCAAAGACACGACACAAAAAGGCUCUCUUUCCAAAACACAAUUAUUUGCCGGAUUGGCUGACUACAAGAACUACUGUCAUGCAAUCUUGCACUUUUGCUGCAACUAUUCAUUCGCCGGCCUGUCCAAUUUUCUUCCAAUGAUUGUUAAAUCAAUGGGAUAUAGUUCUGUUGAUGCGCAAGGUCUUACUGCUCCACCCUACUUGGGAGCCUUUAUAGCCAGUAUAAUUGUGGCAUGGCUUUCAGAUAGGUUCGGCAAUCGUGGAUGGCUCCUAGCGGGCUCUGCUUCGAUAAGUACAAUUGGAUAUGCACUUCUAGUUACUCAACAUGGAACGGCAGUUCGUUAUGUCGCUAUAUGGCUGACUAGUUGCGGCAUAUUCCCUGCUCUUGCAAUAAAUAUGACUUGGAUGCUGAACAACAAUGCCGGAGAUACCAAAAAGGGAAUUGGAAUGUCAAUUCUUGCGAUUAUUGGACAAUGCUCCUCCUUCCUGGCAUCUUUCAUGUUUCCCAAUAGCGAUGAGCCAUUCUACGUGAUGGGCACUGCAGUUGGGUGUGGUCUAUCUGGCCUCAUUGUCCCAGUUGGGCUUUUUAUGCAUUUUGCCUACAAGGCAGAGAACAGACGUAAAGAUCGAAAGUUCGGCACGCCUGGUCAAAGAGAGGGCCCUGUAGAUGUCAGCACUGUCGGUGACAACCACAACAAUUUCCGGCUUCUCACUUGA